Messenger RNA from Papilio polytes (common Mormon), 866 nucleotides. RefSeq names its product zinc transporter ZIP1-like. Gene Ontology annotation, biological process: zinc ion transmembrane transport. Gene Ontology annotation, cellular component: plasma membrane. Lineage: Eukaryota; Metazoa; Arthropoda; Insecta; Lepidoptera; Papilionidae. The transcript is spliced from 4 exons. The record is from RefSeq and is a predicted model, not a curated record. Gene Ontology annotation, molecular function: zinc ion transmembrane transporter activity. Bases 89 to 709 code for a protein of 206 amino acids.
CGUGAGACGCAGCCGCGCUGGUAGUGCUGACACCAACGGCGAGAAGAGUGUCACUAACUCCAUCGCCAACCUUACUGACCCACCCACAAUGAAGAUGUCAAAGGAUCCGGAGUUCAAUCACCACGGCCACUCCCACAACCACAGCCACAUGCCAAUAACGCAAGUUGAUGACGUCACAUCCGCAUUGCGUGGUUUGCUCAUUGUGCUGGCUCUUUCCAUUCACGAGUUGUUCGAAGGUCUGGCGGUCGGUUUGGAGUCCUCUACGUCUCAUGUCUGGUACAUGUUGGGAGCAGUUUCCGCCCACAAGCUAGUCAUUGCCUUUUGUAUCGGUGUAGAAUUGAUAGCUACACGCACAAAGACAUGGCUUUCUGUGGUCUACAUCACGACAUUCGCUAUUGUGUCCCCAUUGGGCAUUGGCAUUGGACUUAUUCUUGUCGGCGGACAAGGCGCCACGGCAGCGGGUGUUUACUCUGUAGUCCUGCAGGGAUUGGCCUCAGGAACACUGUUAUACGUCAUCUUCUUUGAAAUAUGGAAGAGCGAUAGAACGGGCAUUCUCCAAUACUUCGCGGCUCUCGUAGGAUUUGGACUCAUGUUCGGAUUACAGUUGCUGACGGGCCAUUCUCACAGUCACUCGCACGGAGAUGACGACCACGGACAUUCUCAUGACCACGGCCACUCGCAUGACCACGGUCAUUCCCACGACCAUUGAAUAAUAAAACACCCAAAGUGACUGUGAAUUCACCCGUCAUCAUACUAGAGUUCUAAAGCAUACCAUUCAUGUUACAUGCAGUUUUAUUAUACUUACUCGUGCACAAUAACGUGAUACUCCAGUCUGACGUCAUAGUAGAACACAAAAUACAACGUAA